Messenger RNA from Aspergillus eucalypticola CBS 122712, 2538 nucleotides. RefSeq names its product C2H2-type zinc finger protein. The record is from RefSeq and is a predicted model, not a curated record. Lineage: Eukaryota; Fungi; Ascomycota; Eurotiomycetes; Eurotiales; Aspergillaceae. The transcript is spliced from 6 exons. Bases 1 to 2538 code for a protein of 845 amino acids. Gene Ontology annotation, cellular component: chromatin. Gene Ontology annotation, molecular function: DNA-binding transcription factor activity, RNA polymerase II-specific; RNA polymerase II cis-regulatory region sequence-specific DNA binding; zinc ion binding. Gene Ontology annotation, biological process: regulation of transcription by RNA polymerase II; DNA-templated transcription.
AUGCUGUCCCAGUCUCCUUCACAACCUUCUCGCGGCUCUCGUCGCUCGAGUGCUGGAGCCAAAACUCGGGUCUGUGUCCAUUGCGGGCGCAGUUUCAGAAGGACGGAACAUUUGGAGCGACAUGUUCGCACACACACCAAAGAAAAACCGUAUAUAUGCUUCUGUGGCUCCGCAUUCACCCGACGAGAUCUGUUGAAGCGACACACAACCAUUGCACAUCAAAGUACCAGUGGUCUGGUUUCGCCGAAUUCGCAACCGGAUCACGAAGCUUUGGACCAUGCCAAUAGAGCCGGGACUUCAGAGCCUACCACUAUCCCACCCAACUAUAACAAUGUUCAACCAACACCGCGUCCAGAUGUUCCUAUCCCCAUGCCGCCGAUUGCAGAACAGUGGGCAGGACAGCAACGUGGGCCAUAUAUUGCGCAGGAUCGUAAUGCUGUUCUAAAUACGGGGACUAGCAGUGCAGGUGAACUUGGUGCGCAUGCCAGCGCAGUCGGCCACGAUGCGGAGAUUUUGGAAGCUGCGCAGCUUCUUCUUCCGGGCAAUUACCGACAUGCACCACCUCCAGCCCAACCGAUCCCAUACCUAAAUGAGGAGCUGAAUCAUUUCCAGGAUUUCACGCAUUUUCUGGACUCGAUAGGUCUCCCGUCAGAGUGGGUGCCAGCAUUUGGGGACAUGUCUCAGAUUCAAAACCCCGUUUCAACUGAACAACCCGAGUUUAGCAGAAGUUCUGGGGAACAACACGAAUCUUCAUCGCGUCCGCGCCAGUCUGAGAGGUCACGGGCCGACUCGCCUUUCCGGUCGUGGUUGCCGUCCGUACCUCCAGGAGACCAAAGCUUCGCAUCUGUAUCUGACUACGAGCCUCCUCAAAUUAGCAAGAGCCCAAUAUCGCUCAAAGUUACAGAAGAGCAGCGGCAGCGUCUGGCGGCCUCCUUGGACGAGUUCCGUUAUCUCAUACCCGAUUUUGUCUUACCUUCGCGUCAUACGUUGACAAGAUACUUGACUUCUUUCUUUUCUGGCUUCCAUACACAUCUUCCUUUUCUCCAUGUACCGACAUUCCGGGUCAACGACCGAGCUCCAGAGCUCAUUCUAGCUCUCAUGACAAUAGGCGCUCAAUACCGCUUCGAGCACCGUAAUGCUGAGAGACUCUUUUAUGCAGCCAAGGCAAUAGUAUUAUACCGACUGUCGAAGGAGUCAAGUUUACCACCCUUUAAUUCAAUCCUUCAAAUACCAUUGAACAGUAUCCGCGACUCAUCUCAGCGCUCGGGCCAGGAUCCGUUACUCUCGUCGCCAGAGUUUGCCGCAGGAAUGAACGCUUGGAGGAGAAUCGAGACUAUUCGCACCCUGUUAGCUUUGAUGGGGUACUCUACAUGGGAGAAGGCCGAGCUUGUUCAAGAAGCGUUUGGCCUACAGAAUCUGCUCGUUCGGUGCUUGCGAGAACUCGGACUCAUGGAGAACAUUACAGUUGCCCCACGGCAUUCUCCUUUGCAGUGGCAUGAAUGGGGCGAAGAGGAAUCUAUAAGACGCACUCGAUUCAUAUCAUUUUGCUUCGUUCACGUUCAUAGUAUUGCAUACAACAUUUACCCAGUGCUCCGCAGUAGCGAAGUGCAUCUGCGUCUCCCGUGUUCCACGCCGGAAUGGAAAGCCGCCACAGCCCACGACUGGGAGGCCGCGCAAAAGGAGGUGGACUCUCAGCAACUAUUCUUUCAGGAUGCUUUGGCACUAUUGCUGCAACCUUCACGAAAUCCAGUACUUCUAGAUCCGAUCCCUGCGCCUUUGGGUAACUAUAUUCUGCUUCAUGGCCUACUUCAACGCAUUCAUCUUGUGAGCGAGCUAUCUAUUCCGAAUGGGGAUCAGUCAUUCUCACUUCCGACCGAGGAGUUGAAUAAGUUAGAGAGAGCACUCCGAUCCUGGACUUCAGUUUGGCAACAAGCCCCCGAAUCUAGUCUUGACCCGCAUAACGAGAAUGGGCCGAUUCCGUUCACUUCCAGUUCACUCUUGGGUUUGGCUUAUGUCCGCUUGUCUCUCAAUCUUGGACCGCAUCGUCAGUUGGAGACACGGGAUCCAUAUCGCAUUGCUACCGCGAUACACAGAUCGCCGCGACCAGGAAGGAGCUAUAGGUUGACACCUGCCCUCAUUUAUUCUGCACACGCACUGAGCAUUCCCGUACGCCUGGGUAUUGACCACGUGGCACGCAGUCAAGCCUUCUUUUGGAGUGUUCGUCACUCACUUGCUAGUCUAGAGUGCGCUGUUCUUCUCAGCAAAUGGCUUAUGUCCCUGGCUGAAACUGGCAGCAGCCAAGCCUUGAGCGAGAACGAGAAUCGGAUAUUACAUUGGACGCGUUGCAUUGUACAAGAAGCUUACGAAUCAAUGGAUCUUGAAGACGGGGAAUCGUUCCCUAGCCAGGAUCCCGGAAGUCUUGGCCUGGCUGUCAUCAAGCUUUGGGCUCGACUCUUUCGGAAGAAUACCCAGUGGCCAUUCAUCAACGUACUUGGGGAGAGCCUAGAGCGGUAUCUCGCAUUUAUUCAACCCGGUUAG